Molecule: messenger RNA, 1182 nt
Organism: Rotaria sp. Silwood1
Lineage: Eukaryota; Metazoa; Rotifera; Eurotatoria; Philodinida; Philodinidae
Source: the annotation of a GenBank genome assembly
AUGUUGUUAAAAAACGAUUUCAAACGAUAUCAUUAUCUUGUGAGGCUCCACACAAUAUGUACCAUAGCAUUUAUUAUACGUUUCAUUGUUUUAUGUACCGAUUUAUCAUCUGCUAAAAGUGAUGCAAUAGCUUUCCCUAUAAUGAUAUUAUUAUUGGAAUUAGGAUCAUCCUUUAUUACUUUUGUUGCAAAUUUUAUCUAUAUUUUUCUUCGUUAUCUUGGACCAAUUCUAUUCGAAUCUGAUCGUGAAAAAGUUGGAUGUUGUUCUCAAUCAUUUACUUGGAAUUUAGCAACAUUAACAUGUUUUCGUUGUGAAUGUUAUCGAGAACAUCCUCAACUUGUUUUAAUAACUCGAUUUAGUAUUUUAAUUUUAUUUGAAGUAAUGCGAUUUAUAGCUUUUAUACUUGCUUGUAUAUGUGCAAAUCGUUAUAGACCAAUAGGUUUAGGUUAUUCGAUUUUAGCUGGAUUUUCGCUUGUACCUGCCUUAUUUUUACUAGUUGUUGAAUAUCUUCAUCAUCAUCGCCUAUGGUUUCAUUGUCGACCAGAUACUUCCUCUGAUGAAAAGCCUCGAUAUGCCGAUGAACACAUGUGUUUCUUACCGAUUGCAAUGACAAAUGAUAAGCAAACAAGUCAUUGGCAAAAUUCUCGAUGUGACAAAGGACAAAAUUGUUUGUCACGAAACCUCUAUCAUGUAAUCAUGUAUCACGCAGGAAACACACGCUAUCCUCCUGAUCGAACAACGGAUGGUCAAAUUGUUGUUGGAUUUCAUCAAACAAGUCAUGCUGCUGCUUAUUCUAUCGCUAAGUCAAAGUUGAAACCUUCGAAAACAGGAUGGAUCGGACAAGGUAUAUAUUUUGCAACAUCACUGAAUCACACAGAAUUUAAAGCUAAUCAAUUUGGAGCAUAUGUUUGUGCGAAAGUAGAUUUGGGUAAAACACAACGCAUCAAAAAUCCCGCAGAUUGGUCUUCUGUAGGUAACUGUGAUACAGUUUAUUACGAACAUCCUCGUGGUGCUGAUGAAUUUUGUGUACGUAAUGAAAAACAAAUUCGUUCUUGGAUUAUUGUUAUUGAUCAAGAUCCGAAUGUGGCUGUCUUAAAAGAAAAAAAUAAUAAACCCUUAUCAUCCGGAAAAUAUGUUGAAGAUCGAUUAGAAGACAUUGUGUAUCAAGGAUGUUUGUUUUAA